AUCGUGGUCACGGUGCAGACAUCAAAAUUUCGGACGAAUGCGGAAUCUACCGUUUGUCGAGCCAACUCCGCUCUGCAACUUGAGUCCAAAGUUAUUCAUUCUGUCCAAGACUCAUCUCUAGAAAUGCUUGCAAGACGCGCGUCGGCCUUCGCGCGCAGCUUCGCCACUGUUGUCGACAAUGCUGGUGUCAAGGUUGCAGCCAUCGAUAACGGUCAACCCACCACCGCUGUCACCUUCCUCGUCAAGGCCGGCAGCCGAUACGAGCCUAAACCUGGUGUCGCGCAUACGCUGAAAAACUUUGCUUUCAAGAGCACUGCCAAAAGGUCGGCAUUGGGUACGGUCAGAGAGAGCGAGUUGUAUGGCGGCGUCCUUUCUGCAAGUCUGUCCCGUGAAUAUUUGGCACUUACUUCCGAGUUCUUGCGCGGUGAUGAGUCAUUCUUCGUCGACCUCAUGUCUUCCUUCCUCACGUCUGCCAAGUUCCAGCGACAUGAGUUCCAAGAGUAUGUUCUUCCCGUAGUCGAAGCCGAGAGCACCGCUGCCUCGCAAAACCCCGCAACGCACGCACUCGAACUCGCACAUUCACUCGCCUUCCGUUCUGGUCUCGGUUCCUCCCUCUUCGCGUCCCCACAUAGUCAUGUCUCCCUCGAUGACGUCAAGGAAUUUGCAACUCGUGCAUUCAGCCAAGGCAACAUCGCUGUUUUGGGUACUGGCAUCGACUCAGCUGCGCUUACACAGUUAGUCGAGAAAGCGCUUGCAGGCGUGUCUGUUAGCAAUGUGGCUGUGGAGAGUAAACCAUCGACGUACUUUGGUGGUGAGACACGGCUAGAGUCGCAUGGGGGUCUUGAGACUGUGUUCAUCGGUUUUGGUGCUGCCGGCCCUGCGGACCCUGCGCUUGCUGUCCUUUCUGCGCACCUCUCGCCUCAGCCAUCUGUCAAGUGGUCACAGGGCCUUUCGCCUAUUUCAGCUGCCAUUCCGCAGGGCACGUCGGUGCAGCCUGUUCUUAUGCCAUACUCGGACGCAACACUUUUCGGUCUGCUUAUCCAGGGCUCGAGCGCCGGAGGGGUGAAGGAGGCUGCCAAAGUUGCUACUAAGGCAUUGAAGGAAUCGACAGACCUCAAGGGUGAUGCGCUUAAAAUGGCUGUAGCUAAAGCCAAGUUUGCUGCUGCUAGCUCUCUAGAUGGUCGUGAUGGGAUUUUCGGUGCUCUCAGUACCAAGGUCUUUGCAAAUUCGAAUGCUUCAAUCGAAGCUACGCUAGCAUCAAUAGACAAGGUUGAUGCUGCCGCAUUCUCGAAGUCUGUCGCUUCGAUCACGAAAGCCAAGCCUACGUUUGUUGCUAUUGGGAGUGUGCAGGCAUUACCGUUCGCAGAUGAAGUUGGCCUUUGAACUAGAUGAUAAUAUUCAUAGACCAUCGCUUUACAUUAUGUGCUAGCGAAAAAUAUCCUUUACUUUGUGUUUGGAAACCUUGAGAUACCACUGUUUUUCUAGACUGGAACUCAGAAGCACCGAAGCUCUAGAACAUGAACAAGCAUGUACCAGACUAAUUUUAAUCACCAGGUAUACGUACAUAUACACAUGGUUGCUUGAUC
This is a messenger RNA of Suillus bovinus, 1586 nucleotides long. RefSeq names its product Metalloenzyme, LuxS/M16 peptidase-like protein. Gene Ontology annotation, molecular function: metal ion binding. The transcript is spliced from 5 exons. Lineage: Eukaryota; Fungi; Basidiomycota; Agaricomycetes; Boletales; Suillaceae. Bases 124 to 1383 code for a protein of 419 amino acids. The record is from RefSeq and is a predicted model, not a curated record. Gene Ontology annotation, cellular component: mitochondrion.